GUCUGUCUGUCUCUCUCUGUGUGUGUGUGUGUGUGUGUGUGUGUGUGUGUGUGUGUGUCUGGUCUUGUCUUGUUGCUGUGAUAAGAGGCAGCGACACAACCUCAGAUGGUGAUAGUGAUAGUGGUGAUGGUGGUGGUGUUUCUGUACCUGUACUUUGAUGGUGGUGGUGAUGAUGGUGCUGUUGUGAGGACCUGUGAUGUAGUGGUGAUGUGAAAACCUGUAAUGGUGAUGUCAUGUACCUGUAGUGGUGUGUGGUGCAUCGUGAGACAGGUAAUGGUGAUGUUCUGUGGUACCUGUGGUGGUGUGGUGCAUAGUGGGACAGAUAAUGGUGAUGUUGUGUACCUGGAAUGGUGUGGUGCGGUGCAUUGUGGGACAGAUAAUGGUGAUGAUGUGUACCUGUAGUGGUGUGGUGUAUUGUGGGACAGGUAAUGGUGAUGUUCUGUGGUACCUGUGGUGGUAUGGUGCAUUGUGAGACGGGUAGAGACAACGGUACAGUGGAGGUGAAGGGUACAGAGGCGUGGCAAGGGUAACAACUGAUGUAGGUUCGUAUUCUGAAACGCUUUGCUCUCUCACCAUCACUACUUUCCAAAGGCUCCAGUUGAAGAUACUCGUGUUAUUAAGACUAAUUUUAUGGUUCUAGUGAUCGAUUGGCAAGAUUUCUAGCAUUUUAAAAGCAGAAACUGUCUUGAAAAUUCGGCUAAUUGUCUCUGUGGCUUUGGAAAUUUGCUAUAGUGGAAGGGAAAGGCGUUUUUGAAUAAGGGCGAUAGAGCGAUGGUACAGUUGGUGCAUUAACGAGUUAGCUGGUUAUAGAGGCAGUGGAGGAAAAUUAGCACAUUACAGCUACACCAGUACAUCACGGUGGUGCUUUGUCGGUGUUUGGUGUACAGUGGUGCGUUAUAAUGAAGUUAAGCUGCUGUUACAUUUACGUAGCGUUACAAUAAACACAAAUACGUUAUACUCAUAGGAGAAACACUUGAUAACAGCAGAACGAUUAUCUUGACACAACAUCGCAGCGUACUCGUAUUAGUACAUAAACAUUACAGGAAGACUCCCCAACGAAUACAGAGGCGAUAGAGACAUAGAAACACAUAUACACAACAUUACAGUAACCUUGGGCGUGACUUUACAGUGCGUGGGUGUAGACAGAAUCUCACCCCAUCAAACCACAGAGAUAAACUUGAUACAGCAAUGAAUACAAAGACGUAAGGAGAAGCACUAGCACUCGACCGGUACAGGAACAUUACAACGAGUGCCCCAGUGAAGUGCUACAGCAGAUAGUGUGCUGAGGAACCAGUCACACCCCAGUAACCACAGUGACACCCCAGUAAACACCAGUAGUAGUAGCGGCAUGGUGGUGUAUGUGGCGUACCGGGAGGAGAUGGGGGUGGUGCCAGACUGGGCUCGGCGGUGGCACAGUUCAGAGGCACUGGUGCAUACUUACGUAGGGCGCGGCGACCCCCACCACCCUGCCAAGCUGCCGCAUUGUCCUCGUAAGCGUCAUCGUCAUCGUCUCUUUGCAGACACUCCGAAGUCUGGCAAGGGGGUUCUGAAUCGUGCCAUCUCCUUCAAGGACAAGCUGGGGCGCAUCAAGUCCCCGCUGAGGCAAGGCGAGCUGGAGAAGGCCGAGCCAUCAGCGAAAAGCGAGAGUGUGGACCGCAAGGUGGAGAAUGUGUGGCGGUCACUCAGGUUCUAUAAGGAUGUGGUGGAGAAGAACACAAUGUACAUGUUGCCGGGCUCGGCCACGGAGGUGCUGGAGGUGGUGCUGGCUCUCAUCCUCGCCCUCAAACCUAAAUUCACAAACCAAAACAGGGAUGAUGCCUCGUCUUCCUUGUCCUCCACCGACUCAAGCUCGGCUGUGUCAUCGGUGAUUGCUGGUGUGCACCACAGCUUGGCAGAGCUGGUGCGGUGGAGCGACCAGCGCCUGCUGUAUGAGGACGACACCCACACCAGCACCCAGACAGUCCAGGAAGUGGUCCAGGUGGUCAGGGAUGCCGUCCAGGCCUUGAUUGACCUUGCAGCUGAUAAGGAAAAUCGGUACAUAUCAGACUCCACCAUGUCUCCGUCCACCCUCGACAACAACAACUCAAUAGACAAGUCUCCAGCCUGCUACAGCAAUAGGAAUUCAGAAAUAUCAAACCACAGAAACUCCCUUCCCGAGAUCAAGCAGGACUCCCCCAUCGAGCACAAUGGAAGGUACCUGCUCCCUGGUGACACCUCGGGCAAGCUGAGUCACUCCCGAAGCUCAGACUCCAUACUGACUGGGGUGGAGGUGGAGGCACCGCCCCCUAAGCCUCCGCUGCCCAUCGGUCCUGACGUAGCUCCUCCACUGCCGCCCAAAAGGAAGAACCAGAGGGAAACCUUCAUGACCCACCCACACUCCAUUGCCUCUCCUGUCAGCCAAAGCUCCAGAGAAAAUUCCUCAGACUGGCUCAACCCCAGCCAUGGACCAAAUUCCAUCUCAGGAACACUGGAGAGAAGCUCCAUGACCAAUUCAUCAGACCAGGUGUCCCCAGCAUCAAGCCUGGACUCUAUGAACCACCCACAUGAUGACCCUCCCGCCUCUAGGACCAGUCUGGACUCCUCGGGUUCCCUGCCGGACCGUUCAGAGCUUGACUUGGACUCAAAUUACUUGAAGCACUUUAAUAAAAGUAUAGACACUCUGAGAAUUAGUAUAGGAGAGUCCAACUCCAUGCAGUACUCCAGCAGCAGUCAAAUCUUCAAGAGAAACAGCCAGACAGUGUCCAUCAAGCAAAGUUCAUCUCAGGUGUCCUACAUGUAUACUUCCCAACACACUGUGUCAUGCACCGCCAACACCCGCUCCUCCAUAUCCUCCUCUGCUUCCUCCUCCUCCAGUGGCAGCGAGGUAGAUAAAUGCGACAAUAGUGCCAAAUGCCUCUUGGCACCAAGGUGGCACGACAGACCACGCCUCACCCCAGGCCGAGUCCACUCCACCUAUGACAACCUGGAGCAAGGAAACUAUGAUGACUCCACUUCCCAGGAAGGUCCAAGUCCAGAGCUGCCCCCCAAGACAAGGAACAUGGGGAACAGCAGCAGCACCACCACCAUCAGUAGCUAUGAGUCCCGAGGAAUGUUGAGCAACAGAAGCACCACCAGUAGUCAAGAUGGAAGCACUGUGGUCCAGUUGCGUCGACAACAGCAAUUUGACGUGCAUCACGUCACCUUGAGCAGCGGUGAUGACCACCCACCUCCUCUGCCAGAGAAGAAGAAGCAUGUCCAUGAUUACAUGAGGCUGUUUGGACAGGUGGCUGAGCCCAACCCCAGCGAGCUGCUCCGCCACUCGGUGCACCAGAUGCACCUCAUGUCCUCCAUGGAGUCCCACUUUAGUGACCAUGAGCAAGAGCUCAUUCAAGGUCACAACCACAGGAUACUUAAUAUUGAGGAUGACAAGAUGGCAAAGCCCCCAGCCCUGCCACCUAAGAGGCGGGCACACAGACCACUGACCCGGCAAUCUUCACCACCAUCGUCCCUGCCCUCCUCUGCCAUGGCCACCACCAUUGAUGUCACUCCAGAUAAUUCUCUUGUUUUAGCUGAAAGUACUGCAUACCGCAAGUCAAUGGAGGAGAAGGACGAGCCAGAGGAGGUGAUAAUCAAGGACCAGUCAGUUGAAAUUGACAGACACAACAAUGUAGACACUAGGGAAGAAGUGGAGGAUGAAGAAGAGGAGGACAGCCUGCUGGAUCUGCUUGAUGUGAGGGAAUACCUAAUACUCAAGAAAGAGGGAGAAGAAGGUCCAGAGAUCCGUGGUGGUCCAGUUGAUGCUCUCAUUGUCCAUGCAUCUAAAGCAAAUAAGAAUGAGGAUGAGGAAAAGGAUGAUUUCUUAUACCAAGAAGCAUUCCUGACCACAUAUCGCACCUUUAUCUCUCCUGAUGAACUUGUUCACAAGUUACUGAAGCGUUACAACAGGUUUGUCAGCAGCCCAGACACUGAAAGGCAGAGGGCUGCCAAGAAUGCCUUCUCUCUCUUGGUGCGCUUGGUGGAUGACCUUGCCAUCAUCGAUUUAUCCAACGAUACCCUAGAAACACUGACAGAUUUUGAGUACGGACUCUUGUGUCGCGGAGAGUUGUCUCAGGCUCGGCUCCUUAGAAGGAAGAUUGUUGAAAAGUUUGAGGCACGGAAAAGGCAUAAUGCAUCAAAAGAAAACUACAAUAUAGCAUCCCUAGCAGUCACUACCAAAACUAUGUCUCUUCUUGACUUCAAAGCUCAGGAUAUUGCUGAGCAGAUGACUCUAUUAGAUGCAGAACUUUUCUUAACUAUGGAGAUCCCUGAAGUUCUGCUUUGGGCUCGAGAACAAAAUGAGGAAAGGGCUCCCAACCUAAACAAAUUCACAGAACACUUCAACAAGAUGUCUUACUGGGCCCGCACUCGCAUCCUGGAGCAAGUGGAUGCCAAGGACCGUGAGAAAUACGUCUUAAAGUUUACAAAGAUUAUGAAGCAUUUACGCAAAUUCAACAACUUCAACUCCUACUUGGCUCUCCUAUCAGCCCUUGACUCUGCUCCAAUCAGGCGGCUUGAGUGGCAGAAGAACAUCACCGAUGGCCUCAAGGAAUACUGUCAGCUCAUCGACUCGUCCUCUUCCUUCCGGGCAUACAGACAGGCUCUCUCGGAAUCUUCACCACCCUGCAUACCCUACAUUGGCCUGAUUCUCCAAGACCUGACGUUUGUCCAUAUUGGCAACAAUGAUCUCCUUCCUGAUGGGAAUGUCAACUUCUCCAAGAGAUGGCAACAGUUCAACAUAUUAUUAGAUAAUAUGAAAAGAUUUAAGAAGUGCCCAUACAAUUAUAAGAAGAAUGAGAAAAUCAUCACCUUCUUGAACAACUUUGAUGAUUACCUUAACGAAGAAGCUUUAUGGAACAUCUCAGAAGAAAUCAAGCCACGAGGAGGGAAGAAGAAGUGAGAGUCAGGGCCAGCCAGCCAAUCUGUGCUCUGGAAGGAAAGAAAAAACAAAACUGAUAAACUUAUGAAAAAGUCAGAUGUGAAUUAAUAGCAUUUCUGCUUGUCAACUGAGCACCGACACUUAAAUGUAAGCAAAUCAGUAUUGGCUAAACUACAACGCAACUUUAGCAAUGUUAGACUUGGAAUCUGAGGUGAGCUCCUGUCGGGGCUUGGCACCUCUCUCUCUCCAGGGUCGUGCUAGGAUAGACUAUUCCAUUGGUAGUGGAUGUAGACUACUGAAGAUAAUUUAUUUUAUAAAAUGAAAGAGACGUAAUUUAUAUGUUGGAUAAAUAUUCAAGAUCUUGGUUUAGAAUUAUCUGAUAUACUGGUACUGUAUUAAGUACUCAAACCAAAUGUAAAAUAUACACAUUUUGUUUUCAUUUGUAAAUAUGAGAUUUAAUUUUGUAUAGCCAUAUUACAAAGAUGGUGAAUUCUCUUCAAAGUAUUGUUUUUUUACUAUAAUAUUUUACAUUUAUUUCCUACAUUCAGGCCAAUGAUGCAUUUAUUCUUGGUUUUGAUCCUGGUUGAACAGAGGCAUUCACACUACAGCAUGUAAGGUCUGCUAACACAACCAGGUGUUCACAAGAUGCUGCAGCCCUCUUUGUACACAGCAAGCUGAUGAUGAUGUUACCUCACAUACCCAGUCCUUUUAUCCAAACAAUAUAAUAAUCUACAGUGAUUUGAGCCACUGGACAAAUUUUACAAGUACAGCCAGAGUAACAAAGCCUCAUGUUUAUGUAAGACCACAACUUUAAUGAACAUAGAAAAGUGUAAAACUUAACUGAAACACGUAAAUGACAGAAUUUAAAAUGAUCAUUUGUGUUCCAGCUGUUGAUGAGCACAGGUUCAGCCACAGUCACAGCUGGUGGAGGCUGGUUAGUCUUGAAUUUUGUAAAGCUGGGAAAAUUCGGUAUUGACAAAAGCCAUUGUAUGGAAACAAUACAUUGAUAAUUUGGCUUUUAGAGCCUUAACAAGUAGUAAAGAUGAAACCACUAUACUAAUAAAGACUACAUCUCCGGAAUAAAAAUUUUGUUGAUACAAUGAAUGGAUACAUGGACACAUUCCCACCAGUAGCAGACAGAUUGGCACAAAGGCUGCAUGUCUUCCUCAUGUGUUAGCUUUGACUGACUGGUGUGGAGAGCAAACCUUAGCCUUGAUCUCCACAGGAUUAUUUUCAUGUAGCUUCUUACUCACCAAUUAGACAAUUCAGUCAACAACUGAUGAGGACACACUAAGGGUUACUGAGAUUUACUGAUGUUUGGAUAAAAGGGACAUCACUAUACUGUCCUUGUCACUAAAGUGUGGCUGAUAUAAUGAAUGCAUCAUUGAAGCCACACUGUCACUUUCAGUAUAAUGAAUUAUGGUGCAAAAUUGUGAUUCAGUAACACAACACAACACAUAAAUAUUUUUGUAGGCAACUCUAGAGUUGGCUUCAUUUCAUCCCUUUAUGAGGGAUGAGAAAUAUUUGUAUGCCAAAAGAAUUAUUAUAAUUAUGUGUAAAAAUACAUGUGUAUCCCAGUCCAAUGUAUGAUGUUGUAUGAGUGAAAGUAAAGCAUCAGAAUGGUGCUCUCUAUAAAGGCCAUAAUGGCUAGUCUUGUGCAUUGUAUUAAGUAUAGUUAGGUUUGAAGAACGUCAUUGUGAAGCUACAAGGAGCAGCCGUGUGUGUGUGUGUGUGUGUGUGUGUGUGUGUGUGUGUGUGUGUGUGUGUGUGUGUGUGUGUGUGUGUGUGUGAAGGCUUCAAUGCAGGGUGUGUACACUCCCAGCCAUGUGUGCUUCAUCAGUGUGUGUGCAUGAGUCAGCAUGGUACUGAUGAGCUGCCACUAAGAAUCAAACCUUUCAGUAUAUUAGGAAAUUAUUUGUACAUAAUUGUAUAGCCUUAUAUUACAUUAUUUCUAUAAUCAUUAUUUUAGUUACAAAUGUCACUUUCAUUUUAGAAGUUAACAGAUUGCAGAGACUUGGUUCUCGGUGAGUCACCAUGUAGCAGAAGUUUCCUGUACUCCAGAUGUAAACUUUAGCAAGCCAAAGAGACAGCCCAGUGGCUGCAUGUUUAAGUCCAAAGAUGUAUUCCUGCUUGUGAGUAGAUGAAGCUGUCAUCUCAUUGUAAAUGCUCCUGAAACAGAGCAAGCUACACCAGUUGCAUUUGCAUAAUUUUUGGAGUAGUAGUACAAGGAGCCUGACCUUGGGUUCCAUUAGUGAGGGCAACCACACUAAUGGGGACAAAGUGAACAUUCAGUAUGAUUUAUACUGGAUUAUUUCCACAAAGAAUCACACCAACUGAUGGUUAUUCAUCCCUAAGUAUCUUCAUUCAGUUUAUAUUUCAGGUUGGCAGGUCACAUCAUUCAUGAAUGCUAGACACAAUUCAUUUUCCCAUUGCCAUUACACUCCAGGUUUCAUCUCGUUAAUGUUUCCAUCCCACACCAUUUAUCAUUCAGUUGGACUUGUUCAACACACCACCAAAGGUAUCAAGGUCACAAGGUAAUCAAGGUUCUCAGUCCAUCAUCCAUGCCAGGUGUUAUCAGGGAAUCUUUAGGAAGGAGACAGGUACCAAGGUUUAUUUAAUGUGCUGCGUGUCAACAGCCAGAUGGUGAUGCACCAGCUCAUGCAGUGCUAGUGUGUAAUUCUCUGUUAUGAAGUGAGUGGUCUCAAAAUUUUUUACUUAUGAAUUUGGUUCCUUUCAAAUCUGGAUGUGGAUUCCAAAUAAAAUUCAUUGUGUUGCUUGUAAAAUUGGCUUCUUUGGUGGGAAAUACUGUUAAAUGUAGGAAGCUGCCUUGUCAUAGUCAAGAUUCUUCUGCAAGGCUUGCACCACACAAUUCAUUCACUUGUCACAACGAUUCACUGGUGUCACUUUACGUGGACACAUUACUGAUUCAAAUCACAAAAAAAAUGUUCUGCAGUUUCAGUUGACUUAUGUUGUCUUUCUGUGAUGAGGUGAGCUUAAUCCUGGAAAACCAGGUCUGUUUACCAUGAGCUUGUAAACUCAUUAUGAAAUAUUACAGCUUAAGUGGAAACUAUAUGUGUAAAACUUUCCUCAUCUUCAAAUAAUUUUUCAAGAUGUAUUCUUAGUAUUCUUACCUGCUUUGUCAGGGAUAGUAAAGACAAUGAAAACGAACAAAAUACAUCAAAUUAACGAAAGAAAGUGAAUACUUGCUUCAUAUGCUAUUUCAUUGCCUGGGUUGUAGGUUAAAGUAGCUCAUACCCACCACCCACCCAAUACAGCAGUAACUUAGCAAUAUACCUGGUUAGAAAUGAACAGGCUAUGCAGGACACUGUAAUACUGUGUAGCAACCAGUACAAUGAAACACCUCCGAGCCCCAUUUGUUUACACAGGUGUGGCACAGCAGUAUUUCUAAACUAGUGAAGUGUUUGUAAAGGAAUAAGUGUGUAAUAUCCUGGUAACACAAAACAUUUAGUAGAUUAUUAUUUUUUUUAUUUAUUUUUUUUUUAUUUAUUUAUUUUAUUUUAUUUUUUUUUUUUCUCUCCAAAACUGCACUGUGAGGAACUACACCAGACAUCGAAUGCUGGAAGCAGUUACCACACAACGCAUCACAUUUAACAUUGUGGUUUUAUGCACCUCAUUUUGUACGUAUCAUGUGUAUAAAGAUUAUUUUUCCAUGCUGCAUGAUAUGUACAGCCCCUACAAUGGUUCUGUAGUAUUAAGAUGGUGCCACAAGGUCUCACACACCCUGUGCAUAUGUUGCUGUGCUUAUCAAUACGUGCCUCAGCAAGGAUGGACAGGGUGGUGGUCCUGAGGUGCAAUGGAGGCAUCAGUGUCUCGACUUGAACUUCGGUGUUCCUGAGGUGCAACAGCUGAUGUGGAUGAAGCUCCUCUGAGGAGUGUAAAGGAGGAAUCAGAGGCUGUCAGAACACAGCCCCUUAUUCUAGUCAUUUUAGUAAGUCAUUGCACAUUAAGAUAUUAUUUAACUUUGGACUGUUUUCAAAAUGUAGUAGUUAUUAUUUAAUCCUGCAUAAUGAGUUGCUAUAAGUUAAUGGUUUGUAUUGUCAAGCAAUUUUAUACAUUAAAGGAAAUUUAUAAGCCUG
Messenger RNA from Portunus trituberculatus (swimming crab), 8991 nucleotides. RefSeq names its product rap guanine nucleotide exchange factor 1-like (gene C3G). The coding region runs from base 1349 to 4915 and encodes 1188 amino acids. The transcript has 19 exons. Gene Ontology annotation, molecular function: guanyl-nucleotide exchange factor activity. Gene Ontology annotation, cellular component: plasma membrane. The record is from RefSeq and is a predicted model, not a curated record. NCBI's taxonomy places the organism in Eukaryota, Metazoa, Arthropoda, Malacostraca, Decapoda, Portunidae. Gene Ontology annotation, biological process: Ras protein signal transduction; positive regulation of GTPase activity.